AACGGCUCGGGUCAGGAAAAACCCCACCAAACGCCAACGGCAAUCGCCACUGUUUAAAAUUACAAUUAAAUACCUACAUACAAAACAUUCUCCAAAAAAUAAUAAUAAUAAUUAGAGACUUGCACUUGCAGCACACCCAGGCGCCGGGCGUGCCGCAAAAAUGGCAAACCUGUCGGAAAAGGACCUUAUCUUCUCGGAGCAGGCCAACCACAACUUCUCGCGCAUCCUCGGGGCCCUCAAGCGCUCCAACCUGAGCAUCGAGAACCGCCUGCGGUCCAUCCGCGACGAUGCCGACUUUGUGGCCUCUGUCCAUGCCGCAUAUGCGACAGGGCCAAAUAGUAGGCGGCCUCUCGUCGCCAACGAGCGGUGCGGCUCCUGGUAUGUUCCGCCCGGGUCCAAGGGUGGUUCAGCCUACUUCAAGAGCACCGACGGGCACCAGGGCCAGUGGAGGUUUAGCACGAGGCGGCUGAACCUGCACCUACUACCUUUGAUCGGCGAGCAUGAUGGAUGCAUCAUUGUGGACUCGACCCGGAGGGGCAAGCGGAUCCCUGACGCCCUCAGCAAAACCAUCCCGAUAUGGUGCUGCGUCGUGAACCGGGUCCUGUUCCCAAACCUCCCAGCGCACGCCCACGACGUCUUCGUCCCGCCGUACGCAGUCUCCGACUCUGAGUGCGCCCAGAUGCUGUCGAGGAUCCCAGAGCACGUGGCCUCGUUCCAACGGCUGGACCCGGACCUCGCCUCGCUCAGGAGCCAGAUUCGCAAGCCGCUGCGGCCCAUGUGGGUGAUCCAGCCCGAGUCUGGCGCCGCCACGGCCGAGCUGCCAGGCUUCGAUAACGACGACAGCAACGACGGGCAGGCGACGCCCGCGACCGUCAUCUUCGAGGACUUCCAUCCUGUCAUCUGCUGCACGAGCUCGCGGCGCGUCGUCGGCACCGAGAUGAGCGAGUCGGGUUACAUCCAGGGCGCCGGCGACGACACGGAGAACUGGGCCCACGGGCUCACCCCGCCCGUGUUCUGGGCGCACGCGGACCGGCUGCUCUCAACACCCGAGGCGGACCUCCCGGACCUGAUCCGGUCGCUCGUGGCGGAGAGUGCCGCAGGGUCCGCGCAGGCUGGGACAGCGGCCGCGCAGGAGCUUACCAGCUUCCUCGCCGUGGCUGCGCUGCCGUUACCCUCCACCACGACCGAGCAGGCAGGUCCCGCAUCGCCGACGGCCGUAGUUCAGCUUUCACCUGUCGUCACCAAGCCCGAGACGUGGCACAAGUCGCCAACGCUGAUCGAUGUCGGGAUUGGGAAGGGAAAACUGGCGUCGCGGAACCUGCGACAGGCCCUACCCGCCAUAUGCUCGUUUGUACGAGAAGCCGCGCUCAAGCAGCAGCAGCAAAAGAAGACGGCUGAAGGGACCAAGAUCCUCGUCGCCUGCGAAAGCGGCAAGGAUGUAUCGGUUGGUGUUGCCCUGGCGCUCGCAUGCCGUUGCCUUGACGAGGACGGCAACGUGCUUCCUGCGGAUCAGGCGCAGGUGGAGAGACGGCCGGUUACAAAGGAUUUCAUCAGGGUCAGGCUGGGUCGGAUAAUGACGGCGAUGCCAGAGGCGAAUCCAAGCCGAGCUACUUUGCAGAGUGUAAAUAGCUUCCUGAUGGACUGGCGAGGUUGAAAAGAGCCAAGAGAUUUACAAAUUGAAACUACCAUCAGCGCUGUUACAGUAUAUGUCAUAGUGUCCGCUUCUCAGUCCAACGCCCCGGCUCUACAGUGGCAUCACCCGCGCAUGCUUCCAUUAAACCUGUCAAUUUUCUUCCAAUGUGAUGUUCACGG
Pyricularia oryzae 70-15 is the source of this 1812-nucleotide messenger RNA. RefSeq names its product initiator tRNA phosphoribosyl transferase. Gene Ontology annotation, molecular function: tRNA adenosine(64)-2'-O-ribosylphosphate transferase activity. The transcript is spliced from 2 exons. The record is from RefSeq and is a predicted model, not a curated record. Gene Ontology annotation, biological process: charged-tRNA amino acid modification. Lineage: Eukaryota; Fungi; Ascomycota; Sordariomycetes; Magnaporthales; Pyriculariaceae. The coding region runs from base 161 to 1654 and encodes 497 amino acids. Gene Ontology annotation, cellular component: cytoplasm.